Staurois parvus is the source of this 355-nucleotide messenger RNA. NCBI's taxonomy places the organism in Eukaryota, Metazoa, Chordata, Amphibia, Anura, Ranidae. The record is from the annotation of a GenBank genome assembly.
GCAGAGAGGGGUAGCAGACACUGAAUGGAAGCCAGUGGAGGAAUUGGCAGAGAGAGAUGGUGGACACUGAAUGGAGGCCAGUGGAGGGAUUGGCAGAGAGGGGUAGCAGACACUGAACGGUUGGUAAGGUGGAGGAGUCUGGCAGUAGUAUUCAUGAUGGACUGGAGGCUGGAUAGCCUAUGUAAAGGUAAGCCAAUAAGGAGGGAGGAUUGUAUGUGGGCCUGAAAGGAUAGUUCAGGAUCCAGGGUUGCCCCUAGCACUCUGGAAUGCAGGGGAUGGGUUGAUAGUAGUAGUGCUAUUGAUCCUGACUGAGAAAUCAGGGGAAGAGGCAUGUGGGGGAGGAAAUAUUAUGAGU